AUCUGUCUUGUGUUUUUGUGGCAAGCGGAGCGUCGUCGCAGCACAUGUGCUCGUGCCCGUCCUCGCGAAAAAGUGAAUCCUAAAGUGUCGUGUAAACAUAAUGAAACGUGUUUUAGGCGCUGCGUGCGUGUUCCCGUGCGCCGGCGGUCCGCAAACUUUGUAGUUGACGACACGACGCGACGACGAUCGCGAUUUGGCGACGAGGAGGAGACUACUAUGUUGACGGCACGAUCGCAUGCAUCGCGAGCAGAGCAAGCAUUGCGGAAGUGCGGUGCCGAGGCAGCCGAGGUCCGGGCGUGGAAGUUGAGCGCCGAGUGUUGACGUCGAUGUCAUGUUUCAGACGGACUGUGAUUCGUGUCGUGACGCCGUGACUGGUUAAGACAAGACCGUGACAGUGCCGUGUGUGUCAGUGUGUGUGUGUCGUGUCGAGGGCGCCCCGAACCUCACCGCCGCAGCCUCCCUCACCAUGCUGCCUGGUGGCGCUCGCCGUCCCACAGUGUGAACCAUAUUGUUGGCCAAUUUGCACCCCAAGGCUGCGGGCUCGCCCCCGCUCCGUGGCGCCUGGCGUCGCCUGCACUGCACCCGCACCCUCUGCGCUCCUUGUCCCAACGCGGCGUAGGCCCGGCUAGCCGUGCAGAGGUCUAGGUUGGGACCUCCGGCAGAGGCCCUGCAAAAUGGCCGCCCCAGCUGCAGCUGCUGCCCCGCAGGCCUCGCCUCAAUCCCCGGCCCUCCCGGCCCCGGCCGCCGAAGCGACGUCGUCGUACGCCGGGGCGCUGCUCAACAAGGACCCCGUCCGACGCGACAGUGUGGACAAAUCAGACAAAGUGGCCCCCAAGGAGUCGGCCGAGAAGGGCACCGGCCAGACGGCAAAGGCCCCCUCGCAGCAACAGGCAGUUGUGGACCCCCCUGCAGCUACCGCAGCUACCCCCGCAGCUGCCGCUGCAUCGACCCCUGCGUCUGCCACUGCAGUCGCCACCCCCACAGCAACCACCACCCCAGCAUCUGCCACCCCAGCCACUGCGGCUCCCGCUGCAAAUCCUGCAGCCCCUAGCUCUAAUGAAGGUAGCUCAGCAGAAAGCCCUGCGGAGGAGAAACAGAAAUUUGUCGAAGCUCCGCUGCCUAAAGUGAACCCAUGGGUUGUCAACAAGAAUGCUGCCUCUGUCAUAACGGGGAAGGAAAAUACCCCUAGUGCAGCUGCACCAGCCGUAGCGAACAAUGCCCCAGUGUCAGUGAAGCCAGCUGUUGCUCCUGCGCCGGUGUCAGCAAAGCCGACUGCUGCGACUCCAGUGGCACCAGUGCCCACCAAGCCAGCUGCUUCAGCGCCGGCAGCACCCAAGCCUGCAGUGCCAGCUGUUGCACCUUCAGUGCCCGCUUCGGUGUCAACACCAGCAGCCCCGUCAAGGACUGAACGGCCAGUGGACGUUAGGGAAGACCCUGUGGCAAAAAGCGCAUCUCAGCCUGUCGCUGUUGAAAACGGAGUCCAAAAGGAAGCCGGUCCAGUUAUUAUCAGAGCUUCGAAGGAUAGGAAGCGAUUUAAUCAGAAGGCAAGCAACUUUAAUGAUAUCGAGGACUGGCCCACUCUAGGCACUGUAAAUGUUGAGCCCAAACACAUUCCCGUGAGCAAUGGUUAUGGCAAGGAGAACAAAUCGAAUUCUCAUCCUGGCAAAAAGAAUGAGGAAAGUGUUGUGAACAACAAGGCCAAGAGAGAAGUCAAGAUUGAGGGGGUGAAGGAGAGCAGCAAAAAGAUGGUGUCAUCGAAGGAUGACAACGCUGCAGAGAAGAAAAAGAAGGUGCCCAAGCAGAAAUGGGUGCCCCUGGAAAUCGACAUCACCAAGAACCGCGGCAAGCGGGGGGACUGGUACCACGACAAGGGGGAUGACAGCGAGUACCUGGAGAACGGCGACGGCUCCAACUGGCGGUCCGAGGGCGACGACAAGGGGCGUCGCGACGGCCACGGUGCACACCGCCCGGGCCCCGGCUCCACCCGCGGGGCCCACGCUCGCUUCGGCGGUCGCGGCGGCAGGGGCGGAGCCAGGGGCGCCGCGCGGGCCGGCCGGGGUGGUGCACUGUCUGGCAGGCCAGACUUCUUCCCCGCGGGCGGCAAGUUCAAUGGCCUUGGCGAGAUGGCGUUCGGCAUGCCGUACAUGGGGGCGUUCUAUUUCGAUGGCACCUCCUAUGGCAACAUGGAUGGCCCUACCUUGCAGGAGCAUGUGAAGAAGCAGAUUGAGUACUAUUUCAGCGAAGAAAACCUGAUGAAGGAUUUCUUCCUGCGGAGGAAAAUGGAUGCUGAGGGCUACUUGCCCGUGACGCUUAUUGCCUCCUUCCACAGACUGCAGGCCCUCACUACAGACCUGGCUAUGAUUCUGGCUGCAGUGCGCAGCUCUGACAAGUUAGAGCUGUUCAAUGGUUUCAAAGUACGGACAAAGGAUGAUCCCUUAAGGUGGCCCCUGCCUGAUGCAGUGGUCGCUAAUUCUGUUCCCUUGACUCAAGCAGCUCCAGCCCAUCCCUUAGGGCAUCAUCCAGGACUAACAACUGUGCCGCUUGCUGCCGGUGUGGCCCCAGUCUUACCGCUUCAUAACUUGCCUCCUCCUCCGCUGCCUCGCAACUUUCGCCCACUUCCUCCCAACACUGUUCCUCCCCCAGAUCUGACCAGGUCAGAUGAAGACUUGAACCCUGAGGUGCCAGCCUUUAUUCCAAACUCUGUUGAGAAACAAGUUGAGAAACAAGUGAAGGACGAAAAUGCCAAGAAAGAGAAAGUCAAGGAACCUGCCCCAGCUAAACCAGCUGAGCGAAAAGAUAACAAGAAGCACAUAACAAAUGAAGAGCGGGAGUUAAUUGAGAAAUGCCUUACACCUAAUCGAAAUGCAAUCCCUAAAGUCACUGAAGUCGCUGAGCCUCUUCUUCAACUUUUCCGUAGCACAGCAGCUAAAAUAGACAAUAAUGAGUUGUGGCAGGAGGUAAAACGGAAAGUUAAAGUUGCUUCCAAAAAAGAGGAAGACCUCAAAAACAAGGAGAAGGAGGUGGAAUUUAAGAAGGCCAAGGAACCAAGUGCAGAUGAUCGUGAAGAGCUUGAUUUCCAGUUUGAUGAAGAGAUUGAUAAUAUGUCCUUGGGAACUCAUCGUACGAAUAAAUUUACAGAUUUGUCAGAGGAUGAGGAUGACUAUGAAUUGCCUGAUCAUGAAAUCAAUAAGCUACUGAUUGUUACCCAAGUAUCAGCACAUCUUCCCGCCCGUUAUUCCAGACACGAAGGCUAUGAUCGCACUGGAGAUUACACAUCUCGUGUAAAAAUGUCUCAAGAUUUAGAACACGCUAUUAAUGAUGGCCUUUCUUACUAUGAAGAUGAGCUUAACGUACAGGGGUGGAUUCCUCAAAGUGGCUCUUACAAAACUGUAAAUGUUAUCACUCAAGAGACAUUUGAUAAGAUGGCCUCCAAGUCUUCUCAGAAGAGCGCCAAUCCUGAAAUUCCGCCACCACCUCCAUCAUCUCUUGUUGCUUCUAAGCUAUCAGCCGAUGCUCCUGAAUUCCAAAUGUCUGGUUCUGGCAAUCAGAAAGGUGCUAACAAAAGGCAGCACCAACGGUUCUAUGCUGUUGUCAAGGAAGAUAACGUACCCAGUAAAGGCAAGAAAUACAAAACACGCCACUCAAGUAAUCCUCCUGUUGAACACCAUGUGGGCUGGAUUAUGGAUGUUAGGGAACACCGACCCCGAACUGCUUCUAUGAGCAGCAGCACUGGUACCAGUCCUAGUGAGGGACAUUUGUCAAGUAGCAUUGGAAGCAUCCCUUCAUCAUUGCCAUCAUUCCAACAUCCAUCACAUGCUUUGCUGAAGGAAAACAACUUCACCCAGCAGGCUUAUCACAAGUACCACAGCCGCUGCUUGAAAGAACGUUCCAAGCUUGGCAUUGGGCAGUCUCAGGAGAUGAAUACACUGUUCCGUUUCUGGUCAUUUUUCUUACGGGAAAAUUUCAACAGGAAGAUGUAUGAUGAAUUCAGGACUAUUGCUUUAGAAGAUGCGAAGGAAGGAUUCAGAUAUGGAUUGGAAUGCCUCUUCCGCUUCUACAGCUACGGUUUAGAGAAGCGUUUCAAACCCAAUCUUUACCAAGACUUCCAAGAGGAAACAAUUAGGGACUAUGAAAGUGGCCAAUAUUAUGGACUAGAGAAGUUUUGGGCAUUUUUGAAGUACUACAAGCACAGCAAGAAGCUCGCUGUGGACCCCAAGCUGAAAGAAUAUCUAUCUAAAUUCAAAACUAUUGAUGACUUCAGACUGUUGGAGCCCCCAGAAGAGAAUGAGCGAGUGUUGUCCUUGAAGUACGGGCGUCGCAACCGCAGCGCCUCCGAAAGUUGCAGCUAUGACAGCCAGCCUAGCCACAGCGCCAGCCAGCAGGGCCAGCAGGCCCCCAAGCGCGUGCGUCGCCUCUCCGGCAGCCAAGUGCCCUUCAGCAACAACCCGCGGCGUCGCACCAACUCCUUCGGGUCUGGUCGUAUCGUGAAUCCUGGCGGCCCAACUCGUCGAAGAAGACUGAAUUCAGUCGAUGACAGUCGCUCAAAUGAAACAGAUAACAAAACCAAUGUGUCGGUGAGCAAAGCAAGAGUGAACUUCAAUCUAGGUGAUGCUGAAUCGAAACCAAAGGCCAGAAGUGCAAGUAAAAGUCCUCUGAGGCCAGCUCUCAAGCCCACAAACAAGGUUACGGCUAACAAGGCUCCCUCAAAUUAGUUUCACUGGGCCAGGCCUUUUACUGUGGUUCAUGUUGGAGGGCAUUCUGUGAGAUACCAGGGUCUUACACCAGGAACUGUCAAAUGUUUUUUAACUGUUUAGUUGACUCUUAAUUUUAGUAUGUUACUUCCUGUCUCUGUCUUAUCUGUUUUGUUGAACAGCUCAGAAUUGACUUGUGUGAUAAAGCAAUUUGUUUGCUAGCAGGUCUUUGCUUAGACCUUUUCUGGUAUGUACUGGUAUUUUCUUUUCCUUGUUUGAGUUUGGUUUGCCUUCUAUGUGUUUACAUACCAGGUGUGGUGUCUUCCAAGUUCCACAUUGUGUUUUGACAGUGAACAUUUACUUAUGAAAGUUAUGAUGACUAUUACUUUAUUUUUUAUCUGAAAGAUUGCAUUCUACAUUGACUUCAGGUUUUCUGUAAAAUGUGAUCUUAAAAUUGAAAUUGUACCCAUUUUUGUUUCUAGUUCUUUUUAUUUUAUUAAUAUUAACUCAAUGUAAGAUGGACCUCUGUAAAACAAGAUCUGUCUUGCAGCAACUCAGGGACUCAAAGAGUUUGGAGCUCAUAAAAGUGCUGUAUUAUAUUUUUGUUUUGGUAGUUUUAUCUUUUUGAUUACUUUUAAAUUUGAAAAACUCUGAAAUUUAUCAAAAAUCUGUGACUUUCAGAUUUUGGAUUCUUUAAUAUUUGAGAAACAAAGGCUGUGAAGGUCCAUUUGUGCCAAGGGGGGAAAAUACAAAAAAAAAAAAAGGAAACUGAGUUCAAUAACUAGGGUCAGAAUACGAUCCCUUUCUGUUUAAAAAUGAAAAUGGUGUACUCUAUUUUAUCCUUUUCUAAUUGACAGUGAGAUUGACUAUAUAUUUUUAGAGGAUGUUACUCAGUUGUGCCGGUUGUGUGCAGGGACAUGUGAGACAACCGACAGAAAAAUGGACACGGGGAUAGGGUACAGAUGUCUGUUGUCACUGGCUAGCAAUGUUGCCUUUCUUUUUUUUUUUUUAACUGGAUGACUGAAAUGGACUGAUACUUUUUGAUUUACUUUUGCUGAGCUAAGAAACCCUUUGCUUUUGUUAAUACAGCAAUUGACUGCCUCUUGGGUGUGUUACAUGUCCUUCGUUUUGUGCCAGCUGCUGAAUUUAUUUUUAUGCAAAUUAUAAUGUUACUGUACCAUAAACUUCCGACUUUAAGGGAAUGAUGUAAUAAUGUUUCAAGUUGUAUAUUCCUAGUCCAGUGUACAUAGACUAACAGUUUCAGACAAGUGUACUUGAAUUGGAGGAUAAGUGUUGCAAUAAUUCAAUUAUUAGUCAUGAAUUGUUGCACAUUUUGACUGUUACAAGGAGUGGUCAGUCAGUAAUGUGUACCAAGAUGCUGGAAACCUGCAUCUGUUAGCCAUUAUUCAUGUCUUUACUCCAUGUUGUAGAUUGUAUUAUAAGAGCUGAAAAUCAACUUGUUGUGAGUGUCUGCUUUUAUCAAGGUUAUUCGAAUAUAUACUGACCACAUUAAAAGCGGCACAUAAUUUAUUUAUUGGUGAUCCUGAGUGACCAAUAAAUCAAUGUGCUGAUUUUCUAUCGCAGACACUGUGUUUGUAAUUAAUUGAUUAAUUAUUAUUAUUAUUAUUGAACUUGUUUUGUUAAUAUUAUGGUAAGAAUAAUCAUGACCAUUUUUGAAGAAUGUGUGUUGUUUUAAAGGGUUUUCUUUUGCUUUGUUCAUGCAUUACUUUCAUGCUAAUGAAAAGUAUAGCUGAGUUUAAGUGGACGAAAACGCUUAUGCAACUGGAACUAAUGCAUAGUGUUUUCCCUCUUACUCUUUUUACUUGCUCAGGUUUGAUGUUAGCAUCAAAAUGUUUUGUAAUUUGUCAGCUUUAUGCCACAGGAUAAAUGACCUUUCUGGCUCAUUUCUCAGCUCAAAUGUGUUAAAGUCUGUCUCUGUGGUAGCUAUUUGCAGCAAAUGUCGUGAUGUCUUUACCCAUGAAUGUGCAAAUUAUGCAAUGUAAAAUUGUCCUGCUGGUAUCCAGCUUCUGGAGUAAGUUCCAAUUCUUGCUGCCCUGUUGCAAAGUGUGCACAUUUGUGGUCUUGACCAGUUGAUAGCUAAGUAGUUAGGAUAUGAUUAAUUUGAAGGAGGUUUGUAUAUUUGUUAGACUUAAACAAAAAAAAAUGUUGCACCCAUAUUUACUUUUUCCUGAGCUGUACUUAACUUACAUCAGCGCAGUGGAAGUAGUACAAGUGUGUUCCACUCCUGUUAUCUCAAUCAAAACUGCCUUACUGCAGUCAGUCGAAUUUCAACUGGAAAUUGUUCUUUGGUUGCAAAGACUAGUACAAAUUUUUUUUUACUCAUACAUUUUGCGCCUGUGUCUGUCCACACCAGCCUUUCAUAAUGGAAAGUGCAUUGUGAACUAAAAGAGUUAUACUUUGGAUACAAUGUUCAGUAAGUUUGAAGUAACUUGUACCUCUUUUCUUUUUUUCCUUAGAGUAGACCCAUAGCUUUAAUCAGUAAUGUAUUACCUUUAUGUUUAUUGGUGAAUAUCUUAAGUUUUGAAGUGAUGGGCCAUCAACACGCACAUGCACCUCACUUUGCAAAUACGCUUUGUUUCCUCCUGAUUUUGUUAUUGUUUUAUAUGGGAGCAGUAAUGGCUUUGUUUUUUUUCCCCUAACAGAUUCUGUUGAGUAGUGCAAAAUGUUAUAUUAUUUUUUUUGUUAAUUUGGCUGUGGAUGAUUGAUAAGCGUAAUGUAGGGCACAAUUGCCCAUCAAUGUACAAACUCCAUUUUGUUUUUCCUGUAUUGCCCAUUAAACAAUUCGUCUCUCAUCAAAGAAGUAUGCGGUUGUGACUUGAAAA
Thrips palmi is the source of this 7534-nucleotide messenger RNA. RefSeq names its product la-related protein 1B (gene larp). Gene Ontology annotation, molecular function: RNA cap binding. The transcript has 17 exons. Gene Ontology annotation, cellular component: cytosol; cytoplasmic stress granule. The coding region runs from base 675 to 4712 and encodes 1345 amino acids. The record is from RefSeq and is a predicted model, not a curated record. Gene Ontology annotation, biological process: mRNA stabilization; positive regulation of translation. Lineage: Eukaryota; Metazoa; Arthropoda; Insecta; Thysanoptera; Thripidae.